CCAGACAGAAGAGACUGUUGGAAUCAAAGCUCCAAGCCUGCCUCUUUCUCUCUCUUCCCUUUGCUCCCAGACCCAGAUAUCAGCUCUUGCUUACUGAUGUCUCUCUCUUCUCUCUCUCCCCACACAAAAUGCUUGCUUUCUGAACUCCUUCAUGUGCAACCAUCAGUUCUAGAUUUUCAGUCUUCCUUUCCUUCUCCCCUUUCUCUUCCUUUUUUUCUUGCACAAAAUUGUUUACCUGUUAUACUGAAUUCUUCCUCACACAAUUGUUUUUCUUUGUUUUCUUCCUUCACUUUUUCCUGCCUCUUCCUUUUCACAAAAAUAUUUAUUUCUCAAACCUCUUCACCACUUCUCCAAAACAGAAAAACAGGGCCGGUUGAUGGUGGCAGGGGAGAGAGAGAAAUGCCAAAAUUGAUGGGCUGUUGUACAAAAAGUAGCUCUGAACUGCAACCUCAAAAGUACAGAAACCUUGUGCCAAGCACACCCUUAUAUAGGAUUUCUCUCCAGGAAUUCCGACUUCUGACACCCAGCAAUCUGUAGAGGGCUCCCAAACCCAGGAUCCACAGCACUUUCAGUGACCAAACACAACAAGGAGUCCUCUCUACCACCACAAAGACCACUCCCCCUGCAUUCUGAUGAAGAGACCCUUCCAUCUGGGAGCUGGCAGAAAAGCAAGAAGACCAAACCUAACUAGAAGCAAGAAAGGCAACUUCUGCAGACUGGGCAGAACCACCAAGCAGAAAGGGCACGGACCAUGGAGCUGCUGUCCCCCAACAUCCCACACACCUGCAUGGCAGCUGUAGUCAUAGUCUGCACCAUGGGAGCCAUGGACGUCUAUUUGGUGGAACAGAGUGCUGGAGCCCGACGGCUGGGUGUCUGCACACUGGCCCUGGCUGGAGACCUAUUCUUUCUCCUGGUGUUGCGCUUUGCAACAGUGUGGCUGGGUGGUGAGGCGCGCCUGGCCCAGCGGGGGUAUGCCAUGGUGCUGUGGUUUCUCUUUGCGUUUGCCCUGGAGAUCAAACUCUACUUCAUUUACCAGCAUUAUGCGACGGAAGGGCAGGCUCCUGAUCCACUAGCCCGGCAUACCCUGACCCUACUGCUGUCCAUCUGCAUCCCUGCUCUCUAUACAGUGCUGGGAGCCACCGAGCUGCUGGCCCAGGCCACCACCAGCUUCCGCAAGAAAGAUGAACUACGCAGGCGCCUCUUUUGGGUGGUUUUGGACCUGCUGGAUGUGUUGGAGAUCCAAGCCAGCCUCUGGGAGCCGCAGCAGCGAGUGCUGCCCUUGUGGGCAGAGGGCCUGACGUUCUUCUACUGCUACGGCCUCCUGCUGGUACUCCCUUGUGUGUCGCUGAGUGAGCUGGGUGUACAGAACCCCCACUGCGGCACACUCUACCCCCUGCUGAGUCUGGCAAGCGUGAAUGUGGCCACCAUCUUCAUCCGUGGGGGGCUGCUCCUUCUCUGCCAUGACCAGCGCAUCUCCUCCAUCUUCAUGGGGAAAAACUUCCUAGCCAUUGCCUUGAAGAGCUGUGCGGUAUUGCAGCACCACACAGGCACCCAAGCCGCAAGGGAAACAUGCCACAGAUGUCCCACAUGCAACCAGUCCCUUGGACGCACCCGGACCACAGGUGAGCAGCAACACAGACACGUCCAAACCACAGCAGAAAUACGCAACAGACAGUCCACAGCUGACUACAGUCAUGAAUAUGCUCAAACCGCAGCUGGCCAGCCCAGCAAACAUACUGCAAAUGACCAGCUACACGAACAGGCUAAAGCCAAAGCCAGUCACAGAAAUCCCACAGUUGAAAUGCCCCUGGAACAGGCCCAGGUGACAGAUGAACAGUCCCACAGAAGUGCUCAAACCACAGACCACCAGCUGCAUAGACACUGCUGCAUCAAAGAAUCCAGCCACUACAGACACACCAUCCAGCACUCACCGAGAGAUCCAACCACCAUUGGUCCCACCACUGACAGAGCACUCAGAACAGGUUAUCGGGUGCAGCUCAAGUCUGUAUGGAAUGGUCCAUGAUACACUUUCAUAGGGAUGCUGCCUGACAAAAAAAAAACACACCUGCCUUUGCACACCUUGAGACCUACCGGGAGGGCAGAAUCACAGUUUAGAGACACAGCUACCAGCAAGGCUGUCAGCCACCUAGAUUAGUGGGCACAAAAUCCAAAUACACCAAUGUUUAUUCCACUCACAGCACUAAACACAGGCAUCUGGUUGGCCGCAAGUGUUCUGUCAUCACUUGUGGCAGGAGGGGAGGUCAAUGACCAAUCAGGAUGCUCCAACUAGUCUUAGUGCAGAGAAUUCAAAUCAACAGGUCAUCUCCAAAUCACUUACACAAGAGAUUUACAGUGUUGUUCUAGAAAUAUGUCUUGUAUGGACUGCCCUUUUGCAAUCUUAAUCUCCAAAAUAUUCCACUACACACUGCACAGCCAAUCUAUAAAAUUUAAUGGGAGUGGCCAGGGAACAGUCCUGCAAAGAUACUGUCCUUCUAACUUUCAAAUGUUUAAUCUACCUAAUCCCUAAAAGGAAGCCACACCCACUACCAUGCCCCUUCUGCUACAAGAGGAAGUCGAUAUUGCAACUAACCCAAGCACAUGCUGCAAUUACACCAUUUUGCUUACAGCUGGAUCAGGGUGGUUUUGGGGUCAGGGAGACCUGGCCCCCAGUGGGUGAAGCAAUAAAGAAGAGUGCCUCUGA
Molecule: messenger RNA, 2701 nt
Organism: Sphaerodactylus townsendi
Lineage: Eukaryota; Metazoa; Chordata; Lepidosauria; Squamata; Sphaerodactylidae
Product: transmembrane protein 121-like
Exons: 4
Coding region: 752-2023 (423 amino acids)
Source: RefSeq, a predicted model, not a curated record